GUAAUGUCAGACAACUCUUUAGAUAAUUUUGUUGAAGUUAAGGACGACGACCUUGAUAAGAGGAUCAGAGCUCGAGCCGCUGCUCUCAGGAAGGAAUCUGAGUCAAAAUUCAGAGAGAGCAACAACAGCUCAAUUGGUAGUCUAAACGAUGAAGACGAUUUGCAGAAGCUAGUAAAACAGCAUGUAAACAUCGGGUUUGCUGAGAGACAAGAUAUCAGUCAGAUAAACAUGCAGAGAGAAGACGACGAUGACCCAGAAGAAUUCCAGGAAAUUCUCACUGAAUUUCCUGAAGAGUUUGAAGAGGAUAGCUUAAACAUCAUCAAGGAUGAGGAUGAUCACAAGAUCGAGGAGCUCAAGAACGAGCAUGAACGCACACUUGACUCGUACAACAGGGGGAUGAAGAAGGCUAAUCAAUUGAGUAUUACUGGGUAUAGUAAUUAUUCUGAUCUUAACAAUUCGAAGAAUACAGAGCAAGAGCAUAAGAAUAACACUGUGCUAUUCGGCAAUAAUUUUGUUAAUAUCUCCAAAGGCGGCUCUGAAGGGAAUUCUCUAGUUAAGAAUAAGUCCAAAGAUGAAGGACUCGAGCAGAAGUCGCCCAAUGUGUCCUUGAGGGGAGAUAGUAAGGAGGGAGGCGAGUUUUCGAUGAAAAGACAGAUUGAAGAUUUUAUUAUUGGAUUUGAGAGGACUACAAGCGCUUGUAAACAGGCUGAGGUGAACCACAGAGAUGACCAAAUCAUUCUUGAUAAAAUUCCAGAGGAAAAUUCCGAACAAAAUGAGGCAGGUAAGACUUCUAGUCAACGGGACUCGGUCAAGAACGAAGAAUACGAAGAAAAUUCUCUAUUCUCUUCAGUAAUGUCCAUGAAUGGGGAGAUCCGUAUAGAGGAUGACGCUACUAAUAACAGAGUCUCAAUGGUGAACAAGGAAUGGGAUAACAUAGUCAGGGAGGUUUCGAGUAAUAACCCUCAGAACCAGCCUCUUGGCCUGACCGCACAGAGAUCGACCCCUUUGGCCAAUGGUAACCAUCAGAAGACAACACAUCUGAGGGAUAAUGACUCUAGAAAGUAUAUGAGAAACCAUCCGUUGGAGGUUGGCCAUACUGACCCCAGAUACAAGGAUAUUCACUCUAAGACUAUCCUCCAGUCUUCAGAUUUCUCAGAAAUUGAGUCUGAGAAGGAAAGAGAGGAGGCUAAAAAUAUUGUCAAGAUUGAAAUCAUCAUUAUCAUGCUCAGGAAUAGGAACUUACAUAAGAACAUGAUCAGUGAUUUCGAGCAGAACAGAUGCAGGAUUUACCUACUAAAUAUCCUGAAAAAGGAUCCUGACUGUGAAGAGGCUCAUUAUGGUAUCUCACAGAUAUACUUCUCCCUAGGAAUUCAUAAUAAAGCUCUGGAGCAUAUAAAGAAAGCGUUGACAAGUAACCCUCGGGAGCCUCAGUAUCUAUGCCUCAAGGCAUUGUAUCUUUACACGAUUAUGCAAUGAAAUGAGAAGGAGGAUUCUUACGAAGAAUACUUUAAAGAAUGAGAGAAUACAUGUCUGAAGACAUUGAAAUACGACCAGAAUAAUCUCACGGCUCUGUAUAUCCUUCUUGUGCUCAGCUGUGAAGCACGAGAUCGAGCUAACAAGGCUAAAGAUAUCUGUGUUUCCCCUGAGAAACCUGCAGAAGAGUAUGCCGUCAGGAUUAAGGAAAUCAGUGAUUAUUUGGGAUACAUCGCUUGGUCGGAGAUCUAUAUAUGAGCUGGGAAAGUAACUGACGCAGAGGAGGUCCUGGAAGAUUUAUGCUACACUUUCCCAACAUUUCCACAUGCCUUCUUAAAGCUGUGGGAUCACAGAUUUGGAAAAGAGGAUUAUAUCAAGAGCAUAGAGCCUAUAGAGGAUAUUUUUCUGAGAAUUGCAGAUUUUCAUACAAUUCCUGAGAUAAGAAUCGCAAUAGUUCCUCUUAUGUAUGCCAAAACUUUGAUGAAGCUAAACCAAUAUGUAUAUGCCUUCGAACUACUACAGAAUGAGUUCUGCAAAAGACCAGUUUACACUGUAUUUCUGUACUUCCUUGGGAAAUUUGCAUUAUCGAGCGGGGAGAAGCGGUUUAAAGGGACUGCAAUUGGAAUUCUUCAGGAGUGAAUGAGAUCAUGUGUUAGCCAAAGAAAAGCUAAAAUUCUAUACUACCUAGGGAACGCUUACAAGGAUAGAAACCAGCCUAUGAAAGCUUUUGAUUACUAUGAGCAAAGUAUCGAAUAUUUUAGGAACAAGAACUAUACUUAUGGUUCUUGAAACCCUGAAAUCAUGAAAGAGAUGAAGUCAUUCAUGAAGGAUUUCUACGAGCUCAGCCAAUUGAGACAUUUGAUCGAAAACUCUGCUUUCAAGAUCAAAAGACAAAGGAAGACAAAGAAGAAUUAUAAGGUUCCUCAAGACGAAGUGGAAAAGCUAAGGUCUGCUUCUAAGAAGAUAGCGAGAGAUGACAAGUGCGAGGGAUGGAUGCUCAGAGGAAAAAUUAUUACAGAGAUAGAGGAUAACCAAAACGAAGCUGUAAAGUACUUCAUGGCCAUGAUCGAGAAAGUUCCCUACAACAUUCAAGGGUACAUUCAGUUUUUCAAGUUUUUAAAACAAAGGAAUUUGAAAGGCAAGCUAGAUUAUGUAACUUCAAAGAUGAUGAAGAAUAUCGAGAACCCAAGUGUACCUACUGAUGACUGGGUCGAAGCACAUAUGGUUAGAGCUGAAUCCUUGGUGAUUUUGAAGAAAUACUCUAAAGCUAUUUCAGUGCUCGAGAAAUUGGUAUAUAUCAUCCCACCUCUGCCUAUACCAGGGUUAAAGUAUUUAGCUAAGCUAGAGAAGAAGCAGUCAUCGAAAGGAUCUCCUAAGAAUGAAGAGGGGGAUAUCAAAAUCAGCUAUGGCAAUAUUGAAGCUACUGGGAAAGAAGAGACAAAGAUGGCUACCACCAUGAAUCUCCCUUCCAAGCAGUCUAACAUACAGGAAGAAGAGGAAAAGGGUGAAAUUACUAUCAAUGUCGUUCCUUGCGAGGAGCCACAGAGGGACAUGAAAAAUAAUGAGCUUAAUUUCACUGAAAGGAGCAAGAAUGCAGGCUAUCGGAAUGCUAGACCAUUUUCAUCAAGUCUGUUCUUCUCGGCUAAUAGAGGAAAUGCUGGGAGUCGUUUCGAAGGAUCCAUCUUUGGAACAGAAGUUCAUAGAGAAUCAAUGAUGAGUCGAAAGUCAGAUAUAUAUCACUUCGACAUCGAAAAUUUCAGUGUAUCUACUGAGCUCAAGUUUUUGUAUGAAAUAGGAAAAAUUUGAGCAGAUUCAGGCAUUCAGCCAGAGAAUGGAAUAGAAGCUUUGCUAGAUUUUAUCAAAAUUUUGAAUUAUUACAAGGAUGACAUGGAACAGAUGAUUUUUAAGAAAAUGUUUUGAGACUCAAAUUUGAAACUUGCUAAGAACUAUAUUUACACAGAUCAAAGAGGUAAAGCUAAAGAAAUAGCAGAAUCAAUUUAUGAUGAAGCUGUCAAGCUAGAUAGCCGGAAAGACAGAAAUAUUGGAGGAAAUAACGAAGGAUACUCCUCAAAAGAGCAUAAAUCUUCACAGAAGCCCUCUUCACAAGGAAGUUACAGAGCCGAACUUGACUACAUCCUAGAUUUGUAAUAAUAGAUGAUUUUAUGGUAUUUCAAUAU
This is a messenger RNA of Moneuplotes crassus, 3650 nucleotides long. The record is from the annotation of a GenBank genome assembly. NCBI's taxonomy places the organism in Eukaryota, Ciliophora, Spirotrichea, Euplotida, Euplotidae.